This is a messenger RNA of Anguilla rostrata (American eel), 4854 nucleotides long. Its product is annotated as pikachurin. Lineage: Eukaryota; Metazoa; Chordata; Actinopteri; Anguilliformes; Anguillidae. The coding region runs from base 503 to 3805 and encodes 1100 amino acids. The record is from RefSeq and is a predicted model, not a curated record. Gene Ontology annotation, molecular function: protein binding; calcium ion binding. The transcript is spliced from 24 exons.
AUCCUCUUAACUCUAAUGUCCCCCCGUUCUCUUCCUGGCCAUUUAACAAAUUCCCAAAUCAGACGAAACGAGAGAAACUGUGUGGCGCAGCUUGUAUCCGCACUGUAGCCGACCGGGUUCUGCGACACAUCCCGUGGAUUCGUUGAGCGAUUUAUAAAGAAUACUUAGGUUGUCAUGUCCGAGUGUGCGCUUGUUCUAGUUGUCGUCGUUCGGGCUGCGCAUUUUACUGAUCUUUAGUAGCUUGUAAUCGCAUCAGUGUCAAACCCCCCAGUUCCCCUCCGACCGCGAGAAAGGAUCGAACGUCUGUUUCCUAAUUUAUUUGCUGUUCUGUGCGGGAUUUACCGAGUCCGAUCACGGGAAAGGACUGGUUGCCCUCACAUGCGUAACUUUUAGUAUCCAAUAUCUUUUGUUAAUCUUUCUGUUUUUUCGAAGUACUGCUACAUUUUACUACGGUGGGUCAGUUAUGCCUUUUUGAACUUUAAAAACUUUAUGCUCGCAAGACAUGGAGUUUCCCUACAAAUUAAGAAACGCAGUAUUGCUUUCGCUUGUUAUAAUUUGUGUGGUCGACGUUUCGUUUUGCGCAAGGAGAUCCAAUGUGAGAAAAUCUGAUCGGCUCAGUCCGCCGCUGGACAUCCAGCUGGAGGCGCUGAACUGCACGGCGUUCGGCGUCCGCUGGAGGAUGCCCCGCCGGCACGUCAGCACCAUCACCGGCUACAAGGUGUUCUACACGGAGGUGAGGAGCGGUCGGCCCGCAAGCUCGCCGGUCACCUUGGAGGUUCCGCUCAGCCUGGAAAGCCUCACCACCGGACAGUUUGAUGGACAGGCCAGCUUUGACGUGGAGGUCGGGGGUCUGAGAGUGGGCACGCUGUACCGCGUCAGUGUGGGCGCGUACGGUUGGGCCGGCGAGGGACGACCCAGCAUGCCCCGGGACGUCCGCACCGCGUCGCUGGAUAAGUGCAUGCCCCCAUCUCCCCCCACCCAACCAGGGGUCAAAGUGGUGUCGGACACAGAGCUUGCGUUGUCAUGGCAACAGGGCGAAAGUGAGGGAAGUUCACCGGUCCUGCACUUCCUGGUGGCCUAUAUCAGGCCCGAGCUGGACACCGAGUGGACGUCCAUCCGGGAGCCGAUCGCAGCCAACUCCAUGGUGCUGAAGGGCCUGAAUCCGGACACGGAGUACCAGUUUGUGGUCCGGGCCGUGAACACCCACGGGGCGAGCCCGCCCAGCGCCAUCAACAGCCCCGCCCGCACGCUCGUUGCAGAGGAGGUGGGCAGCGGUUACAGCCGGGGCUACAUCACCGGGCCGCAGAGCUACGACGAGGACGGCUUCGACGCAGACGACUCGGACUACGACGUCUACAUCGAGGAGCUCAGCCCGUUUCCCGCCGUCACGGACGACAGGAAGUCCCAGCUGCGCUCCCAGACGGGGACAGGAAACGUGAUCUACAGGAGAACCACCGCUGCCCCCAACACGACCGCCACUGCUGCCCGGACCAGCGCCACCACCUCUGCCCCUGCCCCCACCACCACCCCUGCCCCCACCCCCACCCCCACCACCACUGCUGAGCCUACACCCACCACACCCACCCCCGAGGCCUUCUACUCCACCACCGUGACCUACAGUCUGACCUUUAACCCCGCCACGCCCACCGCCACCGCCACCACAGAGGCCUCCACUGCCACCUUUGGCCCCGCCCCCUCCACAGCCACGCCUCCGCCUCCCGCGCUAGUCCCCGCCCCCUCCAGACCCGUCACCCAAUGGAAGGGGCCUGUCCCCCGCCUCUACGACCUGCCCUGCGAGGACACGGUGUGCCCCCCCGACAGCUUCUGCAUCAACGACUACGACAGCGGCGGGUCGCGGUGCCACUGCAGCCUGGGCCGGGGGGGGGUCACCUGCUCUGAGGGUGUGGCAGUGCAGUAUCCUCAGUUCUACGGCUACUCCCACAUGACCUUUGAACCCCUGAAGAAUUCCUACCAGACUUUUCAGAUCACCCUCGAGUUCAAGACGGAGGCGGAGGACGGGCUGCUGCUGUACUGUGGGGAGAACGAGCACGCCCGCGGGGACUACACCUCCCUGGCGCUCAUUCGCCGCAAGCUGCACUUCAGGUUUAACUGUGGCACAGGGGCGGCGCAGAUCGUGAGUGACAGCCGGGUGGUGCUGGGUCAGUGGCACACCGUCACGGUGUACAGGGACGGGACGAGCGGCUGGCUGAGGCUCGAUAACGACACACCUGUGUCCGGACGCUCACAGGGUCAGUACACCAAGAUCACGUUCCGCACGCCGUUCUUCGUCGGCGGCGCCCCCGGCGUGUACUGGCUGGCGCGGGCCGCGGGGACCAACCGCGGUUUCCAUGGUUGCGUGCAGUCCGUCAGCGUCAACGGCAAGGGCGUGGACAUGAGGCCCUGGCCCCGGGGCCACGCCCUCAGCGGGGCCGACAUCGGAGAGUGCAGCGGGAGUGUCUGUGGAGGGGUCACCUGCGCCAACGGAGGAACGUGCUUCGCCCACCGGGCGGACGGGUACAUCUGUUUGUGCCCGCUUGGCUUCAGGGGCACGCACUGCCAGGAGAGCUUCCUGCUGUCUCUGCCGAGCUUCAACGAGACGCUGCGGUCGUACGCCAGCGCCCCCUGGCCGCAGUCCUCCAGGCAGUACCUCUCCUUCAUGGAGUUUGAGGUGACCUUCCGGCCAGCCGCGCCCGACGGCACGCUGCUCUACAGCGAGGACACGGACAGCCGCGACUUCCUGUCCAUCGCGCUGGCGGCCGGGCACCUGGAGUUCCGCUUCGACUGCGGCACGGGCCCCGCCCUCAUCCGGAGCGAGGAGCCGGUCAGCGUUGGCGCCUGGCACGAGCUGCGCGUCUCCCGUACCGCCAAGAACGGCAUCCUGCAGGUGGACAACCAGAGGCCCGUGGAGAGCAUGGCCGAGGGGGCGUUCACUCAGAUCAAGUGCAACACUCCACUGUACAUCGGCGGCGUCCCUAAUUAUGACAUCACCAAGAGCAGCGCGGGGGUCCUGCGACCCUUCAGCGGCAACAUACAGAAGGUCCUCCUCAACGACCGCACCAUCCCGCUGACCGCCGCCCCGGCCGAGGGGGUGAAUCUGGAGAACGCCGUGCACCCCUGCGUGGACCAGCCGUGCGCCAACGGCGGGACGUGCCGGCCCAAAUGGGACGAGUACGAGUGCGACUGUCCCCUGGGCUACGACGGCCGGCACUGCCAGAAGGAGUGUGGAAAUUAUUGCUUAAACACUGUUACGGAGGCGAUAGAGAUUCCUCAGUUCAUCGGACGCAGCUACCUCACCUACGACAACCGGGACAUCCUCAAAAGAGUCAGCGGCUCCAGGACUAGCGUGUUCAUGCGCUUUAAGAGCACCGCCCCGGACGGCCUGCUACUCUGGCGGGGGGGCAGCCCCACGGGGCCCAACAGCGACUUCCUGUCCCUCGGCCUGCAGGACGGGGCCCUCGUCUUCAGCUACAACCUGGGAAGCGGUGUUGGCACAGUCAUGGUGAACGGCACCUUCAGCGACGGAAGGUGGCACAGAGUCAAGGCCGUCAGGGAUGGUCAGUCUGGGAAGUUGACGGUGGACGACUACGGAGCCAAGACCGGAAAAUCACCGGGAAAAAUGAGACAGCUCAACACCAACGGCGUUUUGUAUGUCGGGGGGAUGAAGGAGAUUUCUCUGCACACAAACAGGCAGUACAUGCGGGGUCUGGUCGGCUGUGUCUCCCAUUUCACCCUCUCCACAGACUACCACCUCUCCCUCGUGGAGGACGCAGCUGACGGCAAGAACAUCAACACUUGCAGCAACUAAGAGCUGCGGUGUCCUUGUUUCCUGGGGGACGUUAUUUGCAGUGGGACCACUAACACAAGGACCACAUAAGCAGGGAGGGUGUGCCAUGUGACUGGACAACUCAGUGGUACUUCCUGCGAGAAAUAUGAAAGGGUUGCAUCUCCACUUCCUGAAGGACAUUGUCUUGGAAGAAUCCUGAAUGAGGAUUCAAAUUUUAUUAAUUUAUUUUUUUUGUACGUCCUGAUCAGAUUGUUUAAACCCUCAAGGUUUAGUCAUUUAGGGCAUCAUUUGUAAGCCAGCAGUCCAGUGAUGGUGUUUUAGAUGAGGAAGCUGCCAGUGUGGUUUGACCCGAAGUGAAAGUGUCCGUUCUGAAGCCUCUGAGCUGGAGUCUCUCUCCUUUUCCUGUUCUCUUGUGUGGGUCAGGAGGGAAAUCCGCCAUUUGUGAUGCUGUAGUGUGUAAAUGAGGCCUCUGCCUCCAUGCUCUGAAAAACUGCGUAAGCAGCUGUCUCAGAGAGAGACGAUUGACCUUCAGGGCCACCGUACUUCACUACAGCCACAAUCCCAUGGUUGUCUUUGAAUGGUGAAAUGGCCCAUAUGGGUUACUGUACAGUAUAACCCCCGAAAACGCUCCUAAAUUCAGUUAAAUAAACCACUGCUUGGCUUAGCUUCCAUGUCGGAAGCUGUGAAUGCAUGCUGUCUCCCGAAUGAGAAUAGAUGCUACUGUUUGUGUUAAAUAUUCAUUACUUGUGCGAGGAAUCAGUGAAUUCACCUUUUCUCUCUGGUCAGGCUAAGGCUGAAUUCAGGCUGUUCACUGAAAUGUCAAAUUCUGACACUGCUUUUGGGACCCAGUGUAACCAGUAUUAUCUUUUGUAAACACUCAUAAGUAUCUGAAAACCAUCACCAUUAUUGGUAGAUAACUGCACUGUAGUUUGCUGUUUGCUGGAGCCCUGUACCCCUGCCCCCCUCCUACAAAAAAAGGUAUAGCAUUUUGUACAUUUUGUGUAUUCUUGAAGAUGUUAAUUUAUUACUCUUUUCAGAUUUCAGGAAAUAAACUGAACCAUUUAAUACAA